UUGAUUAGAUGUUUUUUUUUUAAACAAAUACCAUUUCAUUGCAGUAACUCUGAUCCAACCCAUCCAUAUGUAUUCUCAGGCCAACAUUGUGGAGGUGCAGCAGGCCAGUCUUCAGCUGCAGAGGGCCAGACCUGCAGUACUGCUAGCUCCACUGGAUGACGAAAGACACAGCAUUCAGACCACAAUGCAGUCUUUAGGGCAGAGGUGGCCCUACAACCAGCAGUACCACAGCACUACAGUCGACCCCCAGGAGGUAGAGGCUGAGCGGAAGGCUAGGGAGGCCCAGAGGAGGGCAGCCUGGAGGACCCAUGAUGGCUUCCUCUACCCAGGCUUCAGGAGUUCCAUCGAGGCCAACGAACACCCCAGACACCCCGAUGAGGCCCGCAGGGACGAACUCAGGAAGCCUUGGAGAGAGAAUGUGCUCCAUGGCAACACCCAGAGACCCACACUGCCUCAGAGAGACAUCCGACCCUGGCUACACCGCUACAAUGACAUGGAGCUCUACAUCACACCCCCACCAGUCUUGAGUCCUGUCCCCCCUGUUACUAUACACCUGGCAGGAGAGCGUCUGCAGAGGGAGCAGCUGCAGGGAGCCCAGUCUCAGUACUACCGCUGGCUGAGGAAGGUGCUGCCUGACGCAGGACACACUCCCGCGCCAAACUGCAGCCACGUGCGAGUCCCACAGUUCAGCUGCCACAUGGGUGGGGCCGACCCAGGGAAGCUGCAUGAUAUACUGAAGGAUCGACCAAUGAAAUACUCCCUCAGGAAACCUGGCCUCACCCUCAAGCCCAUGCCGGUACUGUCAGUACUGCAACAACCCCAGCAGGUCUCCAGGUCAGGCCGUAUGGCGGUGGUGAGAGAGGAGAGCUCGUCCUUCGCCCCAGGACCGUUCCCGGAACACAGUCUGAGCUGGGAUAAGAACACCAUCCCCCGACAACCCUCACACUACAACAAGUACCACUUUACGUAAGUUACCAUGACCACCCUCACUACAACAAGCAACACAUCACAUACAUUACCACGACAACCAUCACACUACAACAAGUAACACAUUAUGUACAGUAUGUUACCUAAAGCUAACACUUCCCCCUAGCCUAACCCCUAACCCUCCUGACACUAC
Molecule: messenger RNA, 1120 nt
Organism: Oncorhynchus kisutch (coho salmon)
Lineage: Eukaryota; Metazoa; Chordata; Actinopteri; Salmoniformes; Salmonidae
Exons: 5
Coding region: 68-970 (300 amino acids)
Source: RefSeq, a predicted model, not a curated record